Messenger RNA from Ruditapes philippinarum (Manila clam), 2009 nucleotides. RefSeq names its product adenylate cyclase type 9-like. The record is from RefSeq and is a predicted model, not a curated record. Gene Ontology annotation, molecular function: adenylate cyclase activity. Bases 486 to 1994 code for a protein of 502 amino acids. Lineage: Eukaryota; Metazoa; Mollusca; Bivalvia; Venerida; Veneridae. The transcript has 2 exons. Gene Ontology annotation, biological process: adenylate cyclase-activating G protein-coupled receptor signaling pathway; intracellular signal transduction; cyclic nucleotide biosynthetic process.
UUUUGACAUCAAAUACGGUAGUAUAAACUGAGCGGUUUACACAGCGAGCUUGAAAAAACGAUACACCGGCUCUCCGAUUCGGCAGUGGAAACGAGUGAACGGAGUGAGGGAAGUAUUGGACUAAAACCAAUAAUAGAGUACUGGAUCAGUUCUAUUUCUACGGCAGUCAGUGAUGUGUGUAGUUCACUGCUUUUUACUUCACCAAAAAAUUUACACUAUGCAGAUUCAGUCAAAGUUAAUAUCAAAAUAAUUCAUGGAUGUUACAUGUAAAUAUCAAAACUUAAAAAUUGGAAACGCCUUAAAUUUGGGUAGAAAAAGAAAAUAUCAUAAUUUUAUAUGCUGGAAUAAUUUAUUGUGAACAAAAUAAUGUGUAAAGCUGUUUGAUUAAGUUUUUUUUUAUGGUUGAAGUUAUGAGAGCAUGUAUUUUAAAAAUGAAAUAAAUGCAACAUUUAAUAGCUGGAGUAAAUUGUAAUAAUUAAGUUAACAUGGGGAAGGAGAAUAAUGGAACAAGUGGAGAACCAGGAGUUCAUUACAAGACUGCCGAUCCAGAGUCUGUAAAGGUAAACCAAGAAUCUAGCUCCCCAUCAAGACGUAACUCUCAAAAUGGCCUUCCUAUAUUGUUUGAAAGAGCGGGAAGCUGGUGGCCAAAUCCAAAAUUUGACUCAGAAAUUUUGGAAGAGGAACAGUGGAAGAAUUACUUUCCCCAAACCAGAAGAAGGUUUCAGUAUGCUCUGUUCUAUAUAUUUGCAGCAUGUAUAGCAUGGAUUGUUUAUUUUGGAACAACUAAGCAAUAUUCAGAUCACUGGCCGUACUUUUUAGUUGGAACCCUGGUUUUACUAUGCCUAAUUGGAGCUAUCAUAGGUUUCACAUAUACAAAACAUUACAAGAAAUUUUAUCUUCAUUCCUCGGUGUUUGUAUCUGUAUUGAUAUGUGGAGGUAUUCUUUCAACAAUGGUAUACACUGAAUCUGACUUGUCAAUCAUCGGAGCUUUUACAGCUACUGUGGAAGUCCUUCUCAUGAUGUACAGUGUCAUCCCAAUGCCUCUAUAUAUGACAGUUUUAAUUGGAGGCAUUUAUUCAAUUGUGUUUGAAGUUUUGACUGCACUGCAAAACCCCUAUAUGCAAGCGCCGCUAUUUGUAGCAGGGAAGGUCCUUCUUCAUUUAUGCAUUCACUUGAUGGGCGUUCAUAUCUUUACUAUGAGACAGGUUCGUCAAAGGAGUACAUUCUGGAAAAUAGGACAGUCUACUAUAGCUCGAAAAGAUCUUCAAGUGGAGAAACAGAUCAAAGAGAAAAUGAUUCAUUCUUUAAUGCCUCCAAAAGUUGCUAACCAGGUCAUGGCAAGUAGGACAGAUAAAGACGAAGAUGACAUACCGAAAAAGCGAGGUUCAAAGACAAAGGCUUUGAAAAAAGGAGAGAUCAUUUUCCGCACAUUUAACAUGAAUAGAAUGACUGAUGUGAGCAUACUGUUUGCUGAUAUUGUUGGUUUUACAAAGAUGAGUUCCAAUAAGACUGCUGAGGUUCUUGUAGGUCAGCUCAAUGAUUUAUUUGGAAGGUUUGAUGAUCUUUGUGCUAAAUCAGGCUGUGAGAAAAUUAGUACCCUUGGAGACUGUUAUUACUGUGUCUCAGGUUGUCCGGAACCAAAGCCUGAUCAUGCUAAAUGUUGUGUAGAAAUGGGGCUAGGCAUGAUAGAAGCUAUUAUCAAGUUUGAUGAGGAUAACAAUGAGCAGGUUGACAUGAGGGUUGGAGUUCACACUGGUACAGUACUCUGUGGUAUUGUAGGAACACGAAGGUUUAAGUUUGAUGUGUGGUCAAAUGAUGUAUUACUGGCCAACAUAAUGGAAUCUAGUGGGCAGCCAGGACGUGUUCACAUCUCUGAGACAUCCUAUCAUUUUCUUAAAGAUGAGUACGAAGUUGAAGAAGGAGAAGAUGUUGAAGGUAAGAAAUUAUAUACUAAUUUAUCUUUUACUCAUGAAAUAUCAUUAUUAUUCUGCUGAACCUUUUUAAGGGUA